AAAAAAACUGUUCCUUUUUCUUCUCUUUUCAUGGAUACUUUAAAGAGAAGACAUAAUAUUUCUCAGGCACCGGAUUCUCCACCGCCAAAGUAUUCUGAUACUUAUGAACCCGUUCCUUUAAGUGAUGAAAAGUUCAGUCCCACCAUCUCUGAAAAGGAUGGUAAGGUCUUUAGAAAGAAUUACAAUAACAAGGCCUUGACUUUCUUGUAUACAUAUCAAAAUGUAAUUGCGUUGUCCGUCUUGUCACUGUUAUCUUUUUAUACACGUUUUCAUCUCAUUGGCCGAUCAAGAAAAGUUAUUUGGGAUGAGGCACAUUUCGGAAAGUUUGGCUCUUACUACUUGAAAAAUGAAUUCUAUUUUGAUGUCCAUCCACCUCUUGGAAAAAUGCUAGUAGGAUUUUCAGGAAAAUUAGCAAACUACAAUGGCUCAUUUUCGUUCGAUUCUGGUAUCUCUUAUCCUGAUGAUUUGGAUAUCGAUACCAUGCGUAUCUUUAACGCAGCUUGGGGUGCCAUGCUCGUACCUGUUGCUUUCUGUACCGCUCGACAAUUCAAUUUAUCGGUGCAUGCCUCCGUACUGGCCGCAUCCAUGGUUUUAUGUGAUAAUGCAUUGUUAACCAUCAGCCGAUUUGUCUUGCUGGACUCCAUGCUGUUGUUCUUUACUGGUGCCACCUUUUUGGCUUUGGCAGGAUUUCGUGCGCAAAGAAACGAAUCCUUCUCAUUAAAAUGGUGGACCUGGCUUUGCGGACUUGGUGUAUCGUUGGGUUGUGUAUUAAGUGUCAAAUGGGUUGGAUUAUUUGCUGUUGCUUUGGCCGGCGUAUAUACACUGGAAGAUCUGUGGGAUAUGUUGGGCGACAUUCAGAUGCCUAAAAAAGUCUAUGUUUCUCAUUGGUUAGCCCGUGGUGCUUGUUUGCUGGCACUACCAAUGUCGAUUUAUUUAGCUAGUUUUGCUGCUCAUUUUUAUAUCUUGAGUAACAGUGGUCCGGGUGAUGCUAAUAUGGGAUCUCUCUUUCAAGCUAGAUUAAAUGGAAGCGUCUUUAAGGACAAUCCAUUAGAAAUCGCCUUUGGUUCCAACAUCACCUUAAAAAACUUUGGUUAUGGUGGCGGUCUCUUGCAUUCUCAUCCUAGUAGUUAUCCUGAUGGUUCCAAACAACAACAAAUUACAGGAUACACUUACCGAGAUGCCAACAAUAAUUGGCAAAUACGUCAUCCUCGUGACGCCAAUAAUAUGAUGCCAGAGGACAAUGGAGAAAUCAGAUUCGUUAAGGAUGGUGAUGUGAUUCGUCUUAAUCAUCAACUCACCGGUCGUAAUUUACAUAGUCAUCCUAUCAAUGCACCUAUCUCUACUAAGCAUUGGGAGGUAAGUGCCUAUGGUACUGAAAUGUUUGGCGAUAUCCAAGAUAAUUGGAAGGUUGAGAUUGUUAAAGAUAUCUCUGGUAUUGAUUCCAACACCGUCAAAGCAUUAACUUCUCGCUUCCGUCUUCGCCACGUAUUUUUGGAUUGUGUUUUGGCCUCCCGUAAUAUUGCGUUACCUCAAUGGGGUUUUAGACAGCAAGAAGUGACGUGUGAAAGAAAGAGUAACCCAUCCGACCCACACACUUGGUGGAACGUUGAGGAGCAUUAUAACACAAACUUGCCACCCGCACCUACUAGUGCUUAUAAAACCAGCUUCUUUGAAGAUUUCUGGCAUUUAAAUGUAGGCAUGUGGAACUCCAACAACGCAUUGAUUCCUGAUCCUGAUAAGGAUGAUCUUUUAUCAUCUGGACCUACUGAAUGGCCUAUGGUUACUGUCGGUUUACGUAUGUGCGGAUGGGAUAAUGCCAACAUCAAAUAUUAUCUUUUGGGAAAUCCUUCUGUUUGGUGGCCUUCUUUCAUCUCUAUCUUUAUUUUUGCCUUCUCUAUCGCAGCCUACAUUGUUCGACAGAAGCGACAAAUUGUUGAUAUGAAUACAGCACGAUGGACACAAUUCGUGUCAGUAGGAAAACUGGUAUUCUUUGGAUGGUUCUUUCACUAUGUUCCGUUCUUCAUGAUGGGCCGUGUUACAUAUAUCCAUCAUUACUUCCCAGCACUUUAUUUUAGUGUCUUUAUGGUUCCCUUCUUAAUGGAACACUUUUUAGUCAGCUCCAACGCCAAAACACGUCAAGCUGCAUAUGGUCUUGUGUUCACUCUAGUUGUUUCAAACUUUAUCUUUUUUAGCCCCUUCUCCUUUGGUAUGGAAGGGGAUAUUAAUGAAUACAAAAAUCGUCUCUGGUUGAGUACUUGGAAUUUAAUUGAGAAUUUCAACUAAUAUUUCAAUAAAAUAAAAAGUAGCAUAAACGAAG
Messenger RNA from Mucor mucedo, 2317 nucleotides. RefSeq names its product Dolichyl-phosphate-mannose-protein mannosyltransferase-domain-containing protein. Bases 31 to 2283 code for a protein of 750 amino acids. Gene Ontology annotation, cellular component: membrane; endoplasmic reticulum. Gene Ontology annotation, biological process: protein O-linked glycosylation via mannose. The record is from RefSeq and is a predicted model, not a curated record. Gene Ontology annotation, molecular function: dolichyl-phosphate-mannose-protein mannosyltransferase activity. The transcript has 8 exons. NCBI's taxonomy places the organism in Eukaryota, Fungi, Mucoromycota, Mucoromycetes, Mucorales, Mucoraceae.